Molecule: messenger RNA, 2792 nt
Organism: Poecile atricapillus (Black-capped chickadee)
Lineage: Eukaryota; Metazoa; Chordata; Aves; Passeriformes; Paridae
Gene: RAB8B
Product: RAB8B, member RAS oncogene family
Exons: 8
Coding region: 73-696 (207 amino acids)
Biological process (GO): cellular response to insulin stimulus; protein secretion; Golgi vesicle fusion to target membrane
Cellular component (GO): synaptic vesicle; endosome; trans-Golgi network transport vesicle
Molecular function (GO): GTPase activity; GTP binding
Source: RefSeq, a predicted model, not a curated record
GCUGGAUCCCGCCCUCCUUCCGUCCCGCGUUCGCCCCCUCCUGCUGCGGCGGCGAGCCGAGCCCCGGCGAAGAUGGCGAAGACUUACGACUAUCUGUUCAAGCUGCUGCUGAUCGGGGACUCGGGCGUGGGCAAGACCUGCCUGCUCUUCCGCUUCAGCGAGGACGCCUUCAACACCACUUUCAUCUCCACCAUCGGAAUCGACUUUAAAAUCAGAACAAUAGAAUUAGAUGGAAAGAAAAUCAAGCUACAAAUAUGGGAUACAGCAGGCCAGGAGAGAUUCCGCACAAUCACAACAGCUUACUACAGAGGAGCCAUGGGAAUUAUGCUAGUGUAUGACAUCACAAAUGAGAAGUCUUUUGACAACAUAAAAAAUUGGAUAAGAAACAUAGAGGAGCAUGCCUCUUCAGAUGUAGAAAGAAUGAUCUUGGGUAACAAAUGUGAUAUGAAUGAAAAAAGACAAGUCUCGAAAGAAAAAGGGGAGAAGUUAGCAAUUGAUUAUGGAAUCAAAUUUUUGGAGACAAGUGCAAAAUCCAGCAUAAAUGUGGAAGAGGCGUUUUUCACACUUGCACGAGACAUUAUGACAAAGCUCAACAGAAAAAUGAAUGACAGCAGUUCAUCAGGGGCAGGUGGGCCAGUAAAAAUAACAGAAAAUCGAUCUAAGAAGAGCAGCUUCUUUCGAUGCACGCUACUUUGAUGAACUUCUAAUGAUAAGACUGCAGCACACUUAGAACCUUUUCUGCUUCUUUGAAAGCACAGGGUCACAAAGCCUCAGAAAUAAUACCACCAAGCUGCUGCUGAGAGCUUCAUUGAACGUAGACUGCGAUACACAAAUACCAAGUGGAUUUUGCUCACUAAGCUUAUUGACCUGUCAGGCUCUUCUUUCUCAGAUAUGGAAGCUAUGAAGUGGAGACACAAAUGCAAGAUUUAACUUGUUUUCCUUUUUUACUUUCUGUUUUAUUGCCUGUUGCAAAAGCUGCUGUUUCUUUUAACUUUGCACAUCCAUAUUGGCCUCUUACUGCCUGUUACAGCACAAUCUUACAUUUGUAUUUGCACAGUUUGACUUGUAAGUAAGAUUAUUAACAGAUUUGUGCACAAUUUUCUUUCUCUUUUUAAACAAAUUUAUCUUCAAGCAGAAGAGCCAGGGGAAAAAUUAAGUCUCAUUUCCAUUAUUUCCUAUGCUGUGUACUCAUGGCCAUGCAGUAUGGAUGUUGUUGCUCUAGUGAUGAGAAUUACUGUAAUAAUUGGCAUUUAACAAUUUGUACAGGUUUUGUAUCUUAGAUGCACAAAUCUGUUUAUGCAGAAGCUAUGGCUUCUAUUCUGAAUGUAGUACUUUGCUUUUCUUUCUUUACCAGACUUAGCAAAGUUGUGUUCUGAAUUGCCAGUCACUGUCUGAUUCACAGAUGCACCUUUCAGUUAUUUGAAUAAACAGUGUCUUUCCUCACUUAACUUCCCUUUGUUAGCUCAGACUGUGUGCUCCUUUUUUUUGUUUCUUGUGAGGAAGCAUACUCUGGAUUUGAAAUCCAUAACCACAAAUUGGCCUCAUCGCUAUCACUUAAGUGGCUUGUGGAAGCUGAAUGCAUGAGUUUUGAGUAACCUCUUUGUGGAUUCACUUGUUCAGAAAUGACUGCUACUAAAGGUGACUUUCAUUUCUACUCAAUUCUAAGGAUAGUUCGUUAAUGUCUGUAAGCAUUGGCACUAAGGAAGCCUCACAUUAGGGUUAAAAUGUACUCCUAGUUAUGCAGUAAAUGCUGAAUGUGUGUCUUUGGUCUGCUUGAGCAGUUGUUUUUUCAUCAGAAUCUGGUACAGUGACCUAGACUGUUAGAAGCAGAGGUGAAACAUAGUUGCCUUUUUUACUCAACUGAGCAUUGUAUAACUUAGUCUUUGUUCUACUACUUUUUUAUUGUCUUCUGAAAAAUUUCCUCAAUGAGCAAUUAAAAGGUGCUUUAGUUUUGUUGGUGUGCCAAAUGUGGACCAUUGUAAGCUUUAACUACAAGUUUGUGUCCAGCAUGUUUGCUGUUAGGGGAUGGGUGUGUUCUGUCAUUGUCAAAGGAAACAUCUGACGUGCUUGCUUUUGCUUUGCUUCGUUGUCUGGAGUUGUAAACAGUGAAUUAGUUGUUAGCACAGAUAACCAUUUUAUUGUGUCAGGUACUGAAUUUGUCAUCUAUGGCUCUGUUCAAAACAGCUUGAAAGUGAACAGGCCAGUAGUGUUAGUUGUAAAGCUUUUGAUUUUAAAAGGUUUAACCUUAGUAGCUGGUUCCAUCAGGUUUUUGGUGGUUAUCAGCCUGUCCCCACAUGUAGUUUAAUGGAAGUAGUUCUAGAUGGUGGAUCUCAUAAACUGCUGUUGCUGCACUAGAACGGAGAAACCUUCAUGGCAACAAGGUUUAGUGAAAAAACAAAGCAACCCUAACUGCUCUGUUGUAUACCCUUUACUGCUUUUCUUGGACAGGCUUAAGCAGUUACGUUUUCUGUAUGGUAAAAAAAAAGUGCUUCUAUACAGAAAGUGUUGUGACACCAAUUAUGAAUGUUGUUUAUUUUCAGUAAUUUACCUCUGACUUAUUUGGUGUCGUAAUACUUUGAUUUUUAUCUCAGGGGUUGUCUGCAAACCAAAACUGACAUGUUCUGUGUUUGGCACUGUUUACAGAAUGCUUUUUAUUUUUUUUCCUGUCUUCACUGUGUGGUUAAAUGUUCAUUCAAUAUUAGUCUCCAUGAACUUCCCUUUGAAAGAGCCUGUAAGUAGUAGAGUCUAUGAAGUGCUUCUUGAAGCAGCAGCGAAUUGGGGUAUCUGCUCUG